AUUGUUCACUAAGUCAGCCACUGACGACAGGGGGCCAUUUUAGGGUCCGUUCUUUUCACCUUUAACUUCCGAUAUCCGCAUACCAUUGUUCUUCACCUUCACACUACUUUCCGUAAUCGUAUAUUACUUCCUUUUGGUUAUAUGAUUUAUAUAUCGUAUCUUAUGGACGCUUCUAUGUCGAAAAUCCAGAAGGGAGUAUGUCUUCUCCGAUGACCCGUAUUAGAAUCGCCAAUGCUUGCGAUACAUGCAAACAACGGAAAGUCAAAUGCGACGGGAAUUUGCCCUGUCGCUACUGCAGUAGUCGGCAGGGUAGUGUGACCUGCCGUUUCUCUCCUGCUGGUCGUCGCCGAGUGAGGAAGUCGCAUUUACCGUCCCCUGAGUCUUCCGCUCCGUCAUCCGUCAGACCUGAUGCAUCUUCCGAUCUACCUCCUCCACCCGUGAUCGGGUCUUCUAGAACACCGUGUGAGAGCGAUGUCCCUCGCCAUAGCGAUGUGUCGGCCGAAGAAGAAGCAGAUGUUCCCCGAGAGGCACGUUUACUAUGCGAUUCCACGGGAAAAUUAACUUUUGUCGGGGACUGUGCACCGCUCUCUCUUUAUCAGACCGUACGCCAAAUUGUGGCGUCCCGAGUAGAUCCGAACGCAUUUACGCCUCGGACAAGCCGAGUUUCGAUGUUAGAGAAUGUUUCUUCCGACCCGUCACUUCCUGGAAAUAACGAAGAGCCGUAUGUGGACACCGCCGAUGUCCAUCGGCUAGUUUCUAUAUUCAUAUCAGUGACAUCUGGACUAGUUGAUUUCUUUGAGAAGACUCAACUAGAGGACAACAUUUCGGUAUGGGCUUCCCAAAAAGAAGGCCCCAGGGAUGCGGUCUCUGCUGUCAAUUACCUCGUCUUAGCUAUUGGUUCUCAAUCACUUGAUGAAGGAUCCGCUGCUCGAUAUUUUCAAUAUGCGAAGACCUUGGCUUUAUCAUGCCUUGGAGGUGACCUAGGAACUGAGACUGUUCAAGCAUUCGCUCUGAUUACUUUAUAUAUGCUUCGAGCAUGCCAAAUUAACGGUGCAUUUCUCUUGUUUGGGAUUGCUGCGCGGGCAGCGUACUCAAUCGGCCUACACCGGACAGAGGUCAAUUCUCGGUUCGGCCCCGAAUUACAUAUCCAAAGGGACCGCCUCUGGAAGAGCUUACGUGUACUCGACUUAUUCCUUAGCAUAUCCAUGGGUAGACCUCCAUCUAUGUCGGAUGUAGAUUGCACGGUGCCUUGUGGAGACGUGGAUGCCGAUGGAAAGGAGAAAUUUAACCUAUUGAAUGCGUCAGUCCAAAUACUAUCGAUCACGGAAGAUAUCGUACUCCAGGUAUACUCCAGAAGAAAAAUCUCACUUCAACUAACUGAGGGGAUUUCGUGUCAACUUCGAGAUUGGUCGCGCAAAUGGCUAUAUCAGCUGAAGCGAACCGUUGACAAAGUGCCAAGGGAAGAAAACAGACCAGAUGCCAUCGGGGCUUGCCAAGUCAUGUCAUGCUAUUAUUAUGCUGUCAUGUUAGUGGCGAGACCAUUUCUCAUGUAUGAGUUAUGUAAACGUCUCCCGGAAAAUACCGCCUCUAUCGACCCGCCAAGUAGUAACAGCGACAAUUCAGGAAGAACAAGACUCGCGAAUGCAUGUGUUGAUGCAGCAAGCUUGAUGGCCGAAUCUGUGUUAGGUCUCGUGGAUCGACAACUUUGGGACGGGCGCAUGCCAUUAAUCGUAUCGUGGCUAUUCGCCUCAUCUUUAGUACUUGGAGUUGGCCUCCUCGGAGGGUUUGGUCGCAUCCUCGAAAAGUACGCUCGUAUGUCUAUUGCUGCGCUAGAAUAUUUCGCGAAAACCGACGCACAUGCUAUGCAGUAUACGCUCAUCGCGAAGUCUUUGCUAUCUAGCGCAUUGGAAUACCUUCGAAGCAGAGACAUAAACGAACGACUUCGAAUCGCGGAAAGUUCGUCUCAGCUAUUCGGGCUCAUACCAAAGGAGCACCCACGCCAGGAUGACGCGUCCACCAAUGUCUCUGAACCGACACUCGCCUCGGACCCCCAAGACACCAACUUACUUCAUAACUCAUUAGCCCAUGAAUCACUUACUUCCCCCUUCCACGAUAUUGACCCUCUCUUGCUAUCAUUAGGGUGUUCGAUUGAUUCUAACUCCGGAAGUUUUUCAAACAAAGAUCAACAAGACCAGGCAGAUCAGGUUUUUGGUGCUCUCAAUCUAUUCCCCCUAUUGGAUGGGAAUGGCCAUAUAGAUCUCGCGCAUUACUUCUAAACCGUGCACCCUACCUUCUGGGAUGGGUUUCUCUAAGAUAUGAGAAAACCAGGGUUGUGUCGAAUCAGGAGCGACCCCAUGAGAUAUUUUCAGCGAGACUGUACAUGAUUACUGUACAUUUGAAUCCCCCUCAGUUUUGACUUUGGGAUGAGGAUACCAUGCAUGAUUAGAAUGCAUCCAUGGUUCUUAAAGGCUCUUUCUGGUGUUGAUCAUCGCCUUGAACAUCUCUGCUUUCAUCUUUAUUUAUGUUACCGGUCUCCACUAGAAGACAUUCGCAAACCCUUUUAUGUUCAAUUAACACCGAAACCACCAUUCAUCAAAUUAAAACUCUGCGUCUGUACUAAAAGAUCUUCCAAUUCUAAUCCGACUUAUAUUGAAUUUUAGAGAAUCGGCAUGAAUAGGAGAUACGAUCUAGACCCCGCUAGUCUAGUCUUUCCUUAAUUCGAUUGCAACCCCUGAAAGAACAGCCAGGCAAGGUAAAGCAUCGACCGGAUGCUUGAUUCCCCACAGAUCGUACCAAA
Molecule: messenger RNA, 2797 nt
Organism: Annulohypoxylon maeteangense
Lineage: Eukaryota; Fungi; Ascomycota; Sordariomycetes; Xylariales; Hypoxylaceae
Exons: 7
Coding region: 198-2276 (692 amino acids)
Biological process (GO): positive regulation of transcription from RNA polymerase II promoter by galactose; DNA-templated transcription
Cellular component (GO): nucleus
Molecular function (GO): zinc ion binding; DNA-binding transcription factor activity, RNA polymerase II-specific; RNA polymerase II cis-regulatory region sequence-specific DNA binding
Source: RefSeq, a predicted model, not a curated record